UUUUUUUUACCCCCCUCUUCCGCCGUCGGCGCCCAAGAUGUCUAAGCGAGGACGUGGCGGUUCUUCUGGUGCGAAAUUCCGCAUCUCGCUCGGUCUCCCCGUUGGAGCUGUUAUCAACUGUGCAGAUAAUACGGGGGCCAAAAAUCUGUACAUCAUCUCUGUCAAAGGGAUUAAGGGGCGCCUGAAUAGGCUGCCGGCUGCUGGUGUGGGUGAUAUGGUAAUGGCCACCGUCAAAAAAGGCAAGCCAGAACUCCGGAAAAAGGUUCAUCCGGCAGUAGUGAUCCGGCAACGGAAAUCGUAUAGGCGAAAGGAUGGGGUAUUUCUGUAUUUUGAAGACAAUGCGGGGGUGAUAGUCAACAACAAAGGUGAAAUGAAAGGCUCUGCUAUCACAGGCCCCGUUGCCAAGGAGUGUGCAGAUCUGUGGCCCAGGAUUGCUUCCAAUGCUGGCAGCAUCGCAUAGAAUCCUCCUGUGCUCUUUGUAAAAAUCCAAUAAAAGUGGUUGUACCAAA
Molecule: messenger RNA, 509 nt
Organism: Euleptes europaea (tarantolino)
Lineage: Eukaryota; Metazoa; Chordata; Lepidosauria; Squamata; Sphaerodactylidae
Gene: RPL23
Product: ribosomal protein L23
Exons: 5
Coding region: 38-460 (140 amino acids)
Biological process (GO): translation
Cellular component (GO): ribosome; cytosolic large ribosomal subunit
Molecular function (GO): structural constituent of ribosome; large ribosomal subunit rRNA binding
Source: RefSeq, a predicted model, not a curated record